Molecule: messenger RNA, 744 nt
Organism: Dracunculus medinensis (Guinea worm)
Lineage: Eukaryota; Metazoa; Nematoda; Chromadorea; Rhabditida; Dracunculidae
Source: the annotation of a GenBank genome assembly
CUGAGCCACAUUACUGUUUUUCCAAGUUUUAUUCUUUUCAUUUACAUUUUGCAGGCACCUCCAACAAUCCGAUAUAUUCCGAACUUUAUCACCAUUGAAGAAGAGCAAUUAUUCUUAUCUGAAAUCUACGCAGCACCGAAGCCAAAGUGGCAACAGUUAUCUCAUCGAAGGCUGCAAAAUUGGGGUGGUGUUUGGAUUUCUUUUGCGAUCGAUAAACUAAUGUCUCUUGCCGAUACAUUUCAACCUGAAAAUCGGCCUAAUCAUAUUCUAAUUAAUGAGUACCAACCAGGGCAAGGAAUCAUGGCGCAUACUGACGGACCAGCAUUUUAUCCAUUAGUGGCAACUAUUUCUCUUGGUAGUGAUUUGCUUAUUGAUUAUUAUCAUCCAUUGAAUACAGAGGUUACUAUAUCAAAAGGAUCGAGAUAUGUCGGAUCUAUGUUUCUUCAACGCCGUAGUCUUGUUCUCUUAAGCGAUGAAGCAUAUUCCCACUAUUUACAUGGAAUCGAUGAUAGGCUAGUGGAUCAAAUCACUGAUAAAGUUUUUAAUCGAAAUAUAGCUGGCCUCGAACUUGGCAGAGAAAUAAAAAGGGAACUGAGGUAUUCUUGUUUUCAGCUUCGAAAUAUUCAUAGAUUAUCGUCUUUUGAAAUUAUAGUAAAAGAGGUAUUUAAAACUGAGGAUUUUUUUUUCAAUUUCUUAUUUUUUAAAAUAAUUUUUUUUUGUUUUUUGUUUUUAGAUUGUCAUUAA